GCCUGGAUCCCUGGCUGAGGGUGCUUGGUUACCCGGGCAAGUGAGCGAUUUGGUGAACAGAUUCUCCCUUCUAUAGCCAUGGAUUGUUUCAGACCUUCACUGAGCAAUUCCUGGAUUUAUCCCACUGUGAUCCUUUGCUUGUUUGGAUUUUUCUCCAUGAUGAGACCGUCAGAACCAUUCCUCAUCCCAUAUUUGUCUGAACCAAGUAAAAACCUGACCAGUGCAGAGAUCACCAAUGAGAUCCUCCCUGUUUGGACCUACUCUUACUUGGCCCUGCUGCUGCCUGUGUUUGUCAUCACCGAUUACGUCCGCUACAAGCCAGUCAUCAUCUUACAAGGGAUUAGCUUCAUCAUUACCUGGCUGCUGCUCUUGUUUGGCCAAGGAGUCAAGACCAUGCAGGUUGUGGAGUUCUUCUAUGGGAUGGUCACCGCCACCGAGGUGGCCUACUAUGCCUACAUCUACAGCGUGGUCAGCCCCGAGCACUAUCAGAGAGUGAGCGGCUACUGUAGGAGUGUCACGCUGGUCGCCUACACCGCAGCCUCGGUGCUGGCCCAACUCCUGGUCUCCCUGGCGAACCUAUCGUACUUUUACCUCAACGUCAUAUCUUUGGCCUCUGUCUGCGUGGCCUUCCUUUUCUCACUUUUUCUACCCAUGCCCCAGAAGAGCAUGUUCUUUCAUGCAAAACCCAGCAAAGAAAUGAAGUCACUAAGCACAAGCACAGUGCUGGAGGAACCUCUCAAGGGGGAAGCGCCAGGCUGUGAAGAGGAGAAACCCACUUUGGAAACACCCACCACUGCAGAGAACCUGGAGAAUGGCCAUCUGAGCAGCUCAAAGCUAAAAAAGGUGGUUUUGAGAGUUUUUGUGCAGUGGUUCCAAGAUUUGAAGGAGUGCUACGCCUCCAAGCGUCUUUUUUACUGGUCCUUGUGGUGGGCUUUUUCCACAGCAGGUUUUAACCAAAUUUUGAACUAUGUUCAAAUCCUGUGGGAUUACAAGGCACCAUCCCAGGAUUCUGUCAUCUAUAAUGGGGCAGUGGAAGCCCUUGCAACGUUUGGAGGGUCUGUGGCUGCCUUUGCAGUGGGUUAUGUGAAGGUCAACUGGGAUCUUCUGGGAGAGCUGGCCCUGGCGAUCUUCUCAGUGGUCAAUGCAGGCUCUCUAUUUCUCAUGCAUUACACGCCCAACAUCUGGGCAUGCUAUGCUGGCUAUUUGAUAUUCAAGUCCAGCUAUAUGCUUCUUAUAACCAUAGCAGCAUUUCAGAUUGCAGUUAAUCUGAGUGUGGAACGCUAUGCCUUGGUGUUUGGAAUCAACACCUUCAUUGCCUUGGUCAUUCAGACCAUCAUGACUGUGAUCAUAGUGGAUCAGAGAGGGCUCAACCUCCCAAUCAGCAUUCAGUUUUUAGUUUACGGGAGUUAUUUUGCAGUCAUUGCUGUGAUUUUCCUAAUGAGAAGCAUAUAUAUUAUCUGCUCAGCCAAAUGCCAAAAGGAAAUACAGAACCCUGUUACAAGCCGGAAUCCAGAUGGGCCUCCCCCAGAAGAACCUGGUAAUGUUGUCAUGUCAACGCAGCUCUAAACUCACUACUUCAACUGCUGCCGCGGUUUUCAAAGUCGCCCGAUGAAAAUGAGGGAUUUUGAGACAGAUAGCAUUGUUUUGCCACAAAUUGACAUGGAUUCCAAUGAACCUUUGUACAACCACAACAUAACCUCAGUUUUAGACCAGACAUCUGUGUUCCCAGCUACACUGGAGGCAGCUGGCAGGGCCCACCAUCACAAUCAAACAAGCCAUGGUGGGGACCCCCGUGUUAGCAGUAACUGGAAAAUUCUGGCUUUGAUCACAAGGACACAAAUGGCAUGGAAACAAACCAUGGACAAACUCCAGCCAUCCUGGAGUUGACGUUCUUCAUUUAUGAGCAGAGAUGCUAACUGGACUGACCACGUUGCUUAGCUCAGAUACUUGUUUGCUUUUACCCCAGCAGGCAACACAUAGGAUAUUUUUGACAUGUGAUCCAUUUUCCUUCCUCUUCUAGUAAGUAUAUUUCUGUUUAACUUACAGUUCUCUGUGAGAAUUACAAGGUUCAGUCCCAUUUCUAAGGACGCCUCUUCGACCCUGAUAACACAGCAUUAUUGACAAGCUAUGAUUUGAUAGUAUCACCAUUUAAUAUUUUUUCAUGGUUAUCUUUCACUUUGGCUCUGCUGAGCUUUGUUGUUGAAACUCUACCUCGGGAAUGGCUCCAGACGCUCCUGUGUGUCCACAGAAUGACAUUCACAUCCAUUCCCAGUGGCCUGGGAGACGCAGUGAGUCUUCUCCCCACCAGGACCCCAGACAAGUGUUUUAAUGCUAAUCAGUGUGAUGUCUGUCUAAAACAAGAAAACUUAAGGAGAACUUUCCAGGUGCUUCUAGAAGUAAUUGUAACUAAGAAAAUAGUGAUGGGGGAAUGAAACACCUAAUUUUUAAAUGGCAAAGAUUGUGCUAAAUAAAAUGUAUCCAGAAAUUUUAAA
Molecule: messenger RNA, 2492 nt
Organism: Galeopterus variegatus (Sunda flying lemur)
Lineage: Eukaryota; Metazoa; Chordata; Mammalia; Dermoptera; Cynocephalidae
Gene: SLC19A3
Product: solute carrier family 19 (thiamine transporter), member 3
Exons: 6
Coding region: 79-1566 (495 amino acids)
Biological process (GO): vitamin transport; transmembrane transport
Cellular component (GO): plasma membrane
Molecular function (GO): thiamine transmembrane transporter activity
Source: RefSeq, a predicted model, not a curated record